Sclerotinia borealis F-4128 is the source of this 1488-nucleotide messenger RNA. The record is from the annotation of a GenBank genome assembly. NCBI's taxonomy places the organism in Eukaryota, Fungi, Ascomycota, Leotiomycetes, Helotiales, Sclerotiniaceae.
AUGUCACCUCUCAUCAUCAAAACUCUAUUGUUCUUGCCAGUCAUCGUCUGUUAUCAGCUUUACACUAGAUGGAGACUAAGAGCACGAAUACCAACAGAAUGUCAACCUCCUCCGGAACUGCACCGUAUUGAUCCCUUCUUGGGGUUGGAUCUCUUUCGGGAAUCUCUGAAGACACGAAAACAGCGCAAGAUAUUAGAAACAUACGCGAAGCAACAUGAGACUUACGGCAAGACAUUUCAGGCUCUUCGUCUGGGACGAAACAGAAUUUAUACGGCACAUCCAGAAAAUUUGCAAACUAUAUAUGGAACUCAUUGGAAAGAAUGGGUUACAGGCAGAGCUGAUGCCAUGGAACCAUUUUGCGGUCGAGGAUUUGUAACUACAGACGGUGAAGAAUGGCGGGAUCAUCGAACUUUAUUUGCUUCAACUUUGACUGAAGCCAAUACUGUCAAUCUGGACUUGCUCGAUAAGGCUUACGGCGAGUAUAUAGAAGAUUUGUUAUCGAAAGGGGAGACUGUAGAUCUUGCUCCAAUUUUUGACGAAUUGUUCCUGGAUCUAUCACUUCAGUUCUUGCUCGGUGAGCGUCUUGCAUCGACAUACUCCGGGAAUUCACCGAUGGAUAUGCAUACCUUCAAAGAGGCAUUCAACGCCGCACAGGGUUGGAUGGGCAUACGAUUAGCAUUUGGAAAAUUUGGACGCGGCAUCUCUCUCUUUAGUAAUAAAUGGAAAGAGUCAUGUACGAUAGUUCAUUCGUUUGUGAAUCACCAUAUCAACAAUGCGCUUGAGAACUCAGACAUUUCAAAGUCAAAAGAUUCUGCUUCUAGUCUUCUCGAUAACCUAAUAAUGCGAGGAACGGAUUUGGCUGAGAUCCGCUCGCAAAUUAUUCAAGGUAUGCUAGUGACACAAGACACGACGGGAAUAGUUCUAAGUAACACCAUAUUUCUUCUAUCUCGAGCUCCUAACAUAUGGUCACGACUUCGAGAAGAAGUUGCCAGUCUCGGUCUAGUUGAGGGUUGGAAAGCAGCGGAUCUGAAGAACCUGAAACUUCUUCAUAAUUGUAUUAAAGAAUCUCUACGCAUUUAUCCUCUAUUCUACGCAAACAGUCGCGUGGCUACCGCCGAUACGACGCUUCCAACAGGCGGUGGCCCCAACGGUACAGCACCAAUAUUUAUUCCAACUGGCACAAGGGUUAGCACAAACUUCUACACACUCCAUAGGGAGAAAUCGGUAUUUGGCGAGGAUAUCGAAUUAUUCAAUCCCGACCGGUGGAAUCAUAUUUCCCCAAAUAAUUGGGAGUUCAUGCCAUUUAGUCACGGUCCACGUAGCUGUGCUGGUCGGCACAAAGCUUUAGGCGAGGCUUCAUAUAUCAUUGCCAGAAUGGCAGCUCAAUUUGAGCGCAUAGAAAGUCGUGAUGAUAGGCCUUGGACCGAAGAAUUGAAGUUGGUGGCGAAGAAUGGCAAUGGCUGUCAGGUAGCGGUGUAUUUGGCAUGA